AUGGUCAAUCUUAGACUGCUUCAAAUUAAUUAUGUGCAUUUGGAAGGGGACUUGAAGUUUCUUCCUGCUGAGUUGAAGUGGUUACAGUGGAAAGACAGCAAACUUGAACAUUUGUGGCGUGGGCGUGGUCACAAGGUGGCUGAGAAACUGAUGCUCUUGAAUCUGACCGGCUGCUUUAAUCUAACUGCUAUUCCUGAUUUAUCUGGUAAUGGGGCCUUGAAAAAGCUUAUUCUUGAGCAUUGCACCGGACUCACUAAGCUUCACAACUCUAUUGGGAAUUUGCAGACAUUAGUCCACUUGAACCUUAGAGAAUGUUCCAACCUCAUUCAACUUCCAAAUGAUGUCUCCGGCCUGACAAAACUUGAGAACCUAAUCCUCUCUGGUUGCUUGCAACUGAAACAACUGCCAAACAACAUGGACCGCAUGGUAUCAUUAAAAGAACUUCUCCUUGAUGACACUGCUAUAAUAAGUCUUCCCGAAUCUAUCUUCCGGCUUACAAAACUUGAAAAGCUCAGUUUGAACAGGUGCAAAUAUUUGAAAGGGCUUCCCGACUUGAUAGGAAAGUUGUGUUCUCUGAAAGAAAUCUCCCUUAACAGGUGCGAAAAAUUAGAAAAAAUACCGAAUUCGAUGGGAUCUUUGGCAAACCUUGAGAAACUAAGUUUGCUCUGGUGUACAUCACUGAGCAUUAUUCCCGAUUCAAUUGGCAACCUCAAAUCGUUGAUGGAGUUUUAUAUUUACGGUAGUCCAAUCAAAGAGCUGCCUGUGUCCAUUGGUUCAUUAUCAAACUUGAAGGAAUUAUCGACGGGGAACGGUCAAUUUUUGAGCAGAUUGCCUGAUUCAGUUGGAGGUUUGAAUUCUCUAGUUGUGCUAAAAAUAGAUCAGACAUUAAUCACAGAUCUCCCACAUGAGAUUGGUGCCUUGAAAACACUUGAGAAGCUUGAGAGCCCUAACUUCUAUAAUCAUAACUGA
This is a messenger RNA of Prunus armeniaca (apricot), 969 nucleotides long. The record is from the annotation of a GenBank genome assembly. Lineage: Eukaryota; Viridiplantae; Streptophyta; Magnoliopsida; Rosales; Rosaceae.